This is a messenger RNA of Dendroctonus ponderosae (mountain pine beetle), 2446 nucleotides long. RefSeq lists its product as uncharacterized. The record is from RefSeq and is a predicted model, not a curated record. The transcript has 8 exons. Bases 553 to 1488 code for a protein of 311 amino acids. NCBI's taxonomy places the organism in Eukaryota, Metazoa, Arthropoda, Insecta, Coleoptera, Curculionidae.
CUAGGAGCUUUUACUAGUUGACUUUAGUUUGGAAUUUAACUCGUUUUGUCGGCGUCGCCGUUUAUUAGUGCGGUCGAUAGAAAAGCGGGCUUUUCCAGCGAAAAAUCGACAUUUUCUCGCAGUGCGUAACUGUGAAAAGUGCCUGUUGUGGCUUAGUGGCUGGGCACCAAGAGAAACACCUGCGCACUCGCUCGACGCUAUCCAAACUGCAAUGGGGAUUUGUUGGAAAAUUAUUAAAAUUAGGCAUUGUGGCCCACACCCAAGUUAACUGCGAAAAGGCCACAGGUUCGACACACCUUUCCCAUAGCGUGCCAUGUCCAAGUUUUCCAAGACCAGAAUGUAAACAGCAAAAUAUUGAUCCAGGAAAAUAGUUGAUCCACAUGCUACGCACCAGAUACUCUAACAAAUGCGCUCGACGGGAAAAGUGAGCUUUCCACCUUACUUGUUGAUUGUAAUGUAAACUUUGCCCAAAAAAACCGAGUGUUGUGCUUUAGUGUUGGUUGUUACGUUAUGUGCAAGUUUUGUGAUCAAUGAUGGUAGUUUGGUGGUAAAAUGGCAGCUAGUGAAGUGAAGCCUUUGUAUUCGACAUGUGUGGCCGUUUUGGGAUUCAUUUGCUUUGUUGUCGGGGCUACAGCAGUCGGAAUACCCAUGUGGGGAUACUUUGGAACACCUGGAUGGGGAGUUGGAGAUGACAAUGGAUACUUUGGACCUUGGAAAACCUGCAAAUUCCUGCUCUACAAUAGGGAAAGGUGUGAGGAAGGCGUUUCAAGAUUCCGGGCAUCUGUUGCUGUUUGGGUGGCCGGACUAGUCGCAUCCAUAGCUGUGGUAGUGCUGGGCAUUUUCUGUAUUCUCAGUGUCUUGCAGCUGGCCAUGAUCAACUCCAAAGAACAAGUAGUGUUAAAAUACAGCGCCACAGUCCUCACUAAGGUCGUAAUGGCCUUUGUAUCAGCUCUACUUGCAAUUGUAGCGGCCAGUCUAUUUGCAACUCAAAUUGACGAUGAAAGAAAUGGCUUUGAAGUUACCAGAGGACCAGGGUUUUAUCUAGAAGUUUUAUCGAUAAUUCUCAAUUCCUGCCUAUGUGUUAUGUCCCUUUAUGACAUGUUUUUCUCCCGACGGGAAGGAGGCGAUCCGACAACAACGUCGAUGCCCGUCGAACCCACAACGUAUGGAAAUCCAGGAUUUCGGGAUCGAGGCACGAAUGGUGGCAUUUCCAUGACGGACGCCAGUGGAAAACCUUAUACAGGGGCGUCCAAUGGAUCGAUGGCUUCCAUGAACACCACAUCCACCACAUUGGGUUCGACUAAUGGGUCCACUGUAGGGUCUUCCAUUGGAACUGCAAGGUCGCCACUACGGAGCAGCUUAAAGAAACCUAAACCGAAAGAUGGAUUGGGAAUCCAAAAUCCUGGAUUCAGUGGAACUUCUCCCACACUAAAUCGUAAUGGAAGCACGAAGAAAGUGCGCAUACAGACUCACAGUACCGAAGUGUAAUUAGCCAAAAUUCGCACACUUUAGAAAACGUUCCAAUGUGGUUAAUACAGGGUGUUUUAGUGGCAACCGUUCAAUCGUUGUUAUAAUCAAUUGAUAUUUUCGUUAUAAAACUUGUCUUUGUUACACAUUUAUUAAAUGUUUAGGCCUGCUUUAACUAAACGUGUCCAUUUUCUAGUCUAUCUGGAAAUUAUCUUUGUGUAUUUACUUUAUUCCUUUGUUAUAUUUUGUAUAGUUAUUGCUUUACUAGUCCGGGUAGCAAUUAAAUAAACAACCGGUAGAGAAAUAUUAUUUUAAAGCACACCAGAAAGUAAGGAUCAAGAGGCGAUACGCAAUUUAUUUUAUUUAUUGUUCGGGUAUCAAACUAAUCGUUUGGUGUAUUUCUUCGUUUACAGUGUGUUAAUUUAUCCAAAGAUAGGAAGGUUGAGUUUCUCCUGAGAAAAGCUUUACACACUAAACAUGAUUAGUUCUUUCCCCGACUUGUAUAUAAUAGUAUAUUAAGAAUUUACAUUCCCUAUCCGUCCAUUUUGUUCAUAAUGUUUAUUAAGUUUUAAGAAAUUCUUUUUUGGACAUUAUUUAGCGUUUUAUCUGCUGUUGGUUUUCUGUGUUAACACAUCUAUAUAUUUUAUAUAAAGCGACUAAACCAGCAAACUGAACUUGAAAUGUUGCUCGUUGUUCUGGCAGUACGAAGGAAAAACUGGCCCAGAAUUUUGGAAAAAUCCACCCAAAAUGGUUGUGAAGUUGUUCAAUGUAGAAUCAGCUCCUAGUUCUGAGUGGUGAGCUUGAGUCGAACAACAGAUUGUUUUAUUGGUUUUCUCUUCAAACCCGAAAAACAUGAAAUAAUUGUGGCCGAAAUCUGGCUCGUAAUGUAUUGUUAAUAGUAUUUUGUCAUGUAUUUUAUUAUGUAAAUGUGGUUUUUAUAAAUCUUGUGAUACGAAGCAAAAUACAAAUCUGAAUUUAA